This is a messenger RNA of Scatophagus argus, 2178 nucleotides long. RefSeq names its product zinc finger protein 414 (gene znf414). The transcript is spliced from 5 exons. Lineage: Eukaryota; Metazoa; Chordata; Actinopteri; Scatophagidae. Bases 259 to 1215 code for a protein of 318 amino acids. The record is from RefSeq and is a predicted model, not a curated record.
AGGAUUGCGGGCAAAACUGUCUGCCUUGUAAGAAAAACCAAAUGGCUUUAUUUUGGCAUUUUUUGUCCAGAAGUAGGUGUAAAUUAUUAGCCACUUAGCUCUAUUCGCUCCCGCAUAUUGAAGACUACUUCACGAGUGCCCCCUAGGUGAAUUGCAGCCAACUUUCGGUACAAUGGAAUUAAUAGGGAGUGGGCAGGCUGUCCGUGGAAGGGCUUUGGACGGUACGGACGACACUCAAAUUGUUUUUCCGGCACCACGAUGUCUGCAGAUACAGCGAUCUCGUCCGCAGACGAAAAUGAGAACGGAGGUAGCAAGAGGACACCGUGUCCGUUACAUGGCUGUAAGCGAGUGUAUGCAGACGUGAGCGCUCUGGAAGCCCACAUCAAGGACCAUGAGAUCUUAGCUGAGUCUCUUCCUGGAAAGGUCUUGCUGUGCUCUACUGCUGGCUGCAGUGGUUCCUUUCCCAACAUGCAGAAACUGAUGGAACACAUGAGGCAUCAUCACAAACCCAACAUAUUCUUCCUGUGUGAAAGCUGCCGCACAAAGCUGCGAUCAUAUCGUGGCCUCCUGUCUCACCUGCACACCUGUUCCAAAGUGCCACGGGGUAAAACAAAGCCGACUGAACCUGUGCCCACUCUACCCGCUGCUGUGACUAACCCAAACGCGACCCCCAUAGCAAUGGACCAGACCCCCCCACAACUCGACUCAGUGUCUACAUCCCAGGGACUAUCCUUUCAAAUACCAAACCCAGACGGUUCCUUUCCUGUUCCUCAGCCAGACUCUGCUGUGCCCCCCCCACUAGGUCCGCCCUUUCUGUCCAACCUGGACACCUCUGCUCCCCAGCUUGCUCCUCAGCAGCUGGCAGGGGCAACUCUCCAGCCUCAGCUCAGGAAUGAAACCUCUGAUCUUCCACUAAAUCUGGUUGGCCCAACAGCAGCUCUGGACCCCUCUGAUGCCCAGGGUCAGCACCAGAUACAGAUCAGGUGUUCUGGAUCAGCUCCUCACUCUCCUCUUGGGUCCACUGCUGUCUGGAAGAAAAAUCAAGGUAUGGCCUGCAACAGACGCAUCCUCUGGGAGCACACAAAAGGGCGCUACACAUGUGUUCAGUGUGGCCAUUCGGUAACCAACCGUAAGGAAAUGACUCAACACAUCAACACUCAACACAGCAGUAACAAACCUGCAGAAGACACAGGGAGUUCUGCUGCGAACACCUAGUGUGGAAGCAGGAUUAAUCAUUCACUGCACCAGAAGCAUUUAGAAGCAAAUACUGUCUUUUUGAUGUCCUCGAGAGCUCAUCCUCUAUCAACAGUCAAACACUGACUAAUUGUUCACAUAUAAUACACCUUCAGGGCACAGUCACACAUGCGCAAACAACCUUUGCUUGCUAGUGCUGGAUGUGGGCUGUGGAGGAUGUGAUGUCACUUUGUUGGUUUGCAGUCUGUUUGAGGGCUCAACCACACACGUUUCUUGGCUAGUAGCAGAAGCUGUGACCCUAUUGGUCAAAAUUAACCAAAGUUGAACUGCAAGCUAACCCAGUUUGCUUUGCCACAAGAAGCAAAUAUUUCCCUUUCCCCCUCACUCUCAUAGAAUGGAUGUGUGUGUGUCAGUGUUGGUAUUCUGUGUGAAAAGCAGUGAGUUAUUAACUGGUAGUAAGCUUAAACAGUUUACAUUACUAUUUCCACAAAGCACUUAAGUAGCUACCAGACAUACAUGCAAUGACAUUUCAUUGAAUACUGCUGAGUGACUCAGUGCAACACAGGUCCUCCACCGCUUACAUUUGAGGACUCUUUCUUUGAGAAAAUUCAUGACCACUACCAUUAUUCUCAUAAUUUCAUGUGUUGUAGAGUCACUGUCAUUCAUUUUAAUUUGUCGAUUCACUGUAAGCAACAGGCCAUAGGUAGUUGUUGUCAGAUGUUUGAUGUGCAAAUUUCAGGUAAACGUGUAGUUUAUGGUGUGUGAUGAAUGUUUUAGUCUGAAACUGAAGGAAGUAACAGCAUUAAAACAACAGUGUGCAUUACUGUGCUGUCGUACUGUAGAAGGGAUGGACACAACACUGGACACACGUUGUAUUUGCUGCACAACUUUUCGAAACCUUAGCUUGUGUACCGUGACAGUUUAAAGAUAAAGCUGGUGUCUGUAUUUGUUUGACUGCCAAUAAAUCCAACAAAAAGACUAUAA